AUGGUCGAUAGUGGCGUCCCCCAGGGUUCAGUACUGGGACCCAUUUUGUUCCUUAUCUACGUGGACGAUGCCGCAAGAGAUUUAGACUGUGAAGUAGCAAUGUUUGCGGAUGACAUGAAGAUAUGGAGUGUAAUUCGGGGUCCUGCCGAUGAGGACAGACUGCAGAUAAACCUGAAUCGGUUGGAGGAGUGGUCAAACCGUUGGCUCCUGCGGUUCAACGUUGCCAAAUAUAGCAUACUUCGCCUAGGCAACACAGCCAGAUCCGCCAGCACAAGAGGCUACUUUCUGGGCGGUGCAGCCCUACAAAAGUUCGAAGCCCAAAAGGACCUCGGUGUGCUUACGACGAGUUCCCUAAAACCAUCCGCCCACUGUUCGAGGGUGGCAAAAAGCGCAAUGUACGCCAUCAAGCGUGCGUUUAUGGACUUUGACGAAGAAGCCUUCUCUAAGGCAUUCGGAACAUUCGUCCGGCCGCAUUUAGAGUACGGCAUACAAGCUUGGAGGCCGUGGACUGUUGUGGAUCAAAACUGCCUCGAAAUAGUCCAGAGGAGAGCCACGAAGAUGGUUAGGGUCAAAGCUCCUUUCCUUAUGCAACCCGCCUAGUAAAUCUGAACCUCUUUCCUUUGAGUUACAGGCAACUUCGCGGAGAUCUUUUGCAAGCCUUCCGCAUUGUAAAGGGGUUGGAUUGCAGUCUGGCCUUCGAGGACUUUUUUGAAUUUGCUACCACGACCAACCUCCGAGGUCACCCGUUAAAACUGCGCCCUCCGCAGGCACGGCUGGAUGUGCGGAAGUUCUCCUUCUCGGUUCGGGUGGUCAAACCAUGGGAUGAGCUUCCCGCAGAUGUUGUGAUGUCAGCAUCUAUGCAAAGUUUUAAGAAGAAUCUGGACAUAUUUAUGUUCCGAAAUGACCAAGAGCGAUGA
Messenger RNA from Spirometra erinaceieuropaei, 917 nucleotides. NCBI's taxonomy places the organism in Eukaryota, Metazoa, Platyhelminthes, Cestoda, Diphyllobothriidea, Diphyllobothriidae. The record is from the annotation of a GenBank genome assembly.